AUGGACCUUGUAUUCUCGAAGAAGUACCAACCCGUGCCUAAAGCUGAACCUGACGACGAUGCUGGUAGCGAUACCACUGUGACAAAUCGCCGCCGACGGCGUCACCCAACCUCGCUCUUUCCCAAGCGAAACCUAGCCGCAAUUACUAUCAGCAGUCUCCUGCUCGUCCUGAUACUUCUCGUCUUCACCAUGAUUGCUAUCCUCACGUUUGAACCUCUGCGUGAAGUAAUCAUCGUCAAAUCAUCCCCACUCAAGUCAGCUGCAUGGCAUGGCCAGCGACAAUGUCUCCCAACAACUCCCCGAAGGACUCUCUCCUGCGGCAACUCCACAACGGAAGCCUAA
Messenger RNA from Penicillium daleae, 342 nucleotides. RefSeq lists its product as uncharacterized. The record is from RefSeq and is a predicted model, not a curated record. The coding region runs from base 1 to 342 and encodes 113 amino acids. NCBI's taxonomy places the organism in Eukaryota, Fungi, Ascomycota, Eurotiomycetes, Eurotiales, Aspergillaceae. The transcript has a single exon.